Molecule: messenger RNA, 531 nt
Organism: Exserohilum turcica Et28A
Lineage: Eukaryota; Fungi; Ascomycota; Dothideomycetes; Pleosporales; Pleosporaceae
Exons: 2
Coding region: 1-531 (176 amino acids)
Biological process (GO): melanin metabolic process
Molecular function (GO): scytalone dehydratase activity
Source: RefSeq, a predicted model, not a curated record
AUGGCAUUUGAGAUCUAUAUCCCCGAGGCUCUCACCUUCCAAGACUACAUCAACGUCACGCAAUGCGCCAGGACCCUUUCUGAUGGAUAUGACCGAAAGGACAAAGAGAGACUCCAAGCUUGCCUUGCACCAUCUAUUUCGGUCAACUACUCUAGUAUAAAUCCGGCAUGGGGUGUUCAGUCUUUCACGCGAGAGGAUUUUGUCACAGAAUGGCUCGGUCCACAAAAGCUUGGUGUCAAGGCUCUCGGAACGCAGCAUCUACUAGGUGCCCCGUACUUCAGAUCUGUCACAACGGAGGAGAUUGUGGUCGAGUGGCAGCAGCUGGCAAGUCAUGGAAGGAAAGUCCAAAGUGAAGAUUUUGCAAGCCCGGCUUGCAGAAUUGGAGAGGAGAGCGAUGGACGAAGCUACAUGCUGCAGACCUUUUUAAAGAUUGAGGGCAAAUGGAGGAUAAAGGAAAUUAAGCCCGAGUUAAUUUAUAGCACAGGAGACUGGAAGGCAGUUGGAAGGCCAGAUGAAGAUGAGAAAGCUUGA